Messenger RNA from Rotaria socialis, 837 nucleotides. The record is from the annotation of a GenBank genome assembly. Lineage: Eukaryota; Metazoa; Rotifera; Eurotatoria; Philodinida; Philodinidae.
AUGUUCACUAUCGGCUCAAACCCAGCAGCAACAACCAUAAAACCUGUGUCAACUAAAGUACCAACCCAAACCGUGACAACUAAUUAUAUGACUACAUUAACAACGAACAUGACGUCCACAGCACCAAAUAUGGAAAUAAUAAUAAAUAAUAUCACAAAAAUGACCACAGAAGCAAUGAGUACAAUGAUGUCACCGACGACAUCGAUGACAAAGAUCACUACGUCAGCCACGACUACAGCAUCAACCACCACUACAACAUCGGAGACUAGUCAAUCUGUAGUCUCAGGAAGGAAUGACAUCGUUUCUGAACUUCGACCAGAUGUUGGCGAAUUCGGUGAUUUCCAAGACUAUGAAUACUGUCCUGAAGGGUCACGGGCCUACGGCUUUCGACAACGCGUCGAAUUCUUUCAAUUCACACGUGACGAUACGGCUUUAAAUGCAAUACGCUUACAUUGUAGAAAACAUGAUGGCACUAUCACUGGCAACAUAAGUUCUUUUGAAGGAUAUUGGGGUUCUUGGAGUAAUAGUGCAUACUGUGGGGAUGUAAAUGGUGUUUAUAUGUUUUAUGCUGCUUUUAAGAUUGAAGAUUACCGAGGACCAUCGAUAGACGAUACUUCAGCAAACGAUUUCAGGUCACAGUGCUGGAAUGGUACUGUAGUCAGCAAUAAUGCUCUUCAUGCCAGCAAUGGCAAUAUGUUUGGCACUUGGAAGCGAUCAGACGCUUGUAACAAAGGAUCAGCUAUUUGUGGUAUCAGUUCAAAAUUCGAUAAACCACAAGGCGAAGGUUACGACGAUACAGCAAUGAACGGCGCUUUUUUUAAAUGCUGUUCAUUGUAG